This is a messenger RNA of Phlebotomus papatasi, 315 nucleotides long. It is a transcript of the gene Polr2D, whose product is annotated as DNA-directed RNA polymerase II subunit Rpb4. The coding region runs from base 1 to 315 and encodes 104 amino acids. Gene Ontology annotation, cellular component: P-body; RNA polymerase II, core complex. The transcript has a single exon. Gene Ontology annotation, molecular function: nucleotide binding; translation initiation factor binding. NCBI's taxonomy places the organism in Eukaryota, Metazoa, Arthropoda, Insecta, Diptera, Psychodidae. Gene Ontology annotation, biological process: mRNA export from nucleus in response to heat stress; transcription initiation at RNA polymerase II promoter; nuclear-transcribed mRNA catabolic process, deadenylation-dependent decay. The record is from RefSeq and is a predicted model, not a curated record.
AUGCUCCUGGAUCACCGAAAGAAACUCAAUGAAUCUGCAGAUGAAGAACAGGAAUUCUCAGAGGUUUUCCUCAAAACCUACAGCUAUACAGACAUUUUCCGGAAGUUCAAGAACAAGGAGACCAUUGCAGCUGUUCGGAGUUUGCUAAUGCAGAAGAAAUUACACAAAUUUGAACUAGCAGCCCUGGGGAAUCUCUGUCCAGAGGCACCUGAAGAAGCCAAGGCACUAAUCCCAUCCCUAGAAGGACGCUUUGAAGAUGAAGAAUUACGACAGAUUCUCGAUGAUAUUGGCACAAAGAGAAGUUUGCAGUAUUAA